Molecule: messenger RNA, 1647 nt
Organism: Gallus gallus (chicken)
Lineage: Eukaryota; Metazoa; Chordata; Aves; Galliformes; Phasianidae
Gene: SLAMF1
Product: signaling lymphocytic activation molecule family member 1
Exons: 7
Coding region: 31-1032 (333 amino acids)
Source: RefSeq, a predicted model, not a curated record
CACUCCGGCAGCAGCUCCGUGAGCCGAGGCAUGGGCUACAGUGCACUGUUCUGGCUGUUCAUCUCUAGUUGCUGGGUUUGGGGCAUAGGCUGUAGGACAGUGGAGACAGUGCUUGGCACCCUGGGGAAGGCGACAGUCCUGGGGGUCCCCAGUGAAUUCCAGAAUCUCACCCAGCGCUCUGGGACAGCCACAUGGAAGCGGAGCAUGGAAAACCCACUAAGCAAGGAAUACUUGUUCACAUACAACAAUGGUAACUACACCAACUACAAGCCGGGAGAGAUUCUCUUCCACCUAUCCAACUUCUCACUGGAGAUCCUCAGCACCCAGCGGCAGGACCAGCAGCUCUAUGAGUACUCCAUCACCAUGGAAGCGCACGAGAGAAACUGGCAAAUCCAACUGGAAGUGUAUGAGCCCGUGUCCGAUCCCAGCAUCCACAUCCUCGACUGGAUGCUGGCCAAUGACAGCUGCACGGUCACCCUCAACUGCACGGUGGCACAAGGGGACAACGUGUCCUACAGCUGGGCCAGCUCUGAGGCCAGCACCUCGCCGCUCUGCACCCACAACGGCAGCCUCCUGCUGCUCUCCUACGACCCCACCAACAGCAUCCUGCCCUGCACGUGCACCGCCAGCAACCCCGUCAGCAGCCGCACCACUGCCCUCCGCUCCUCCAUCUGCAGCACUGAGCAGCAAGGCAGCUGGAGGACAGGGAUGCUGCUGCUGGGAGUGGUGCUGCCUAUAGUGAUCCUGAUCGUGCUCGCCGGGGUCUUUACUGUGGCCUAUGUGGCUGCAAACAUGAGACAACCAAGGGAGCAGUCGCCGCCCACUGAGGACAGCACAGUGCACACCAUCUACUCUCAGGUGCAGCGGGUGGAGAAGCCAAAGUCCCCCUGCAGCCCCCCUGGCACUGAUCACCCCACCUGCACCACCAUUUAUGCCGCAGCCACUGGCGCAUCCCUGCCCCCCCACAGCCCUCAGGGCGCCAACAUGGAGCCCAUGACUGUUUAUGCCAGCGUGAUGCUGCCCAUCAGCUGAGCCUCCCCGGCGACUGGGGAGGUCCCCGAGGACCCGGCUCCGCCACCUCUCCCUGCGUCCGAACCCCGCAUCCCUGCAGGGGACCUCGCACAUCCCUGCAGAAAUGGGGCACGCUGCUCCCGUCCCCAAACCAUCGCGCUGAGGAUCGCUGGAGCAACAAGUAUGGCCGAAGGAAGGCAAGAAAGUAAAGGGAGCAGCGCGGGGACGGGACCGGACUAUAGCAGCGCUCGGAGGGACGGACUCGCCAGGGGGAGCCCAUAGGGGACAACGUGGGCUGUCAAACUACAGAAGAAAAGGACAAGCAACGAAUCGGAAGGUGCCCCGUAGGCGGUUUCGAUGUGCGCACUGAAGAAACGGUGUCACAGCGAGGAGCCCCCGCGGCUCUCCCGUGGCCGUGGGAAGCGCCACAUCGCUUCUCCAUCCCCUGGGCUGGGUGUCCAGCUGAGCUCGGGGGUGCGGGCAGCUCUGUGCCCCCACCAUGCACAGCACCAGGACAUGGGGGGGGCGGGCUCAGAGCUGUCGGCUCUUUCGAGCUUUGCCAUAAUCCCAUCACAGCUGGGCUCAGGCAGCAGGGCCGACCUCACCUGCUAGAGAAAAUAAACAUAUAGGCAAAUA